AUAUCUGUUAGUUUGGAGUAUUUAAGGAAAGAACACUCGUUUCCAUUGUGUUAUACUAAUGAUGCAUAGAGUCAACAUGAUGAUGCACGUAAUUCCUGUAUAAUGUGGUUCGAUUGAACAAAAUCUUGUAAUAUAACGAACUGCUGCAAAAAAAAUAUCAAUCGCAUCAUAAACUUAAUUGUAAAUUACAUGUGUAGAAAAAAACCUGCAUUAUUGAACAAAAAAAUCAAUUAUAGCUCAAAUCGAUGAUUUUACCGGGUCAUUAUAUUCUGAUUUUAUGAAUGCUUUGAGUAGUUCAAUACAGGAAAACUUUAGCAACAUAUGGAUUUUACUUCUUGUUAGUGAAUAUGUGACAACUUAUUUUUGACAUCAUGUUUUUAAUACGCCUUCGGAUUUUUAGUCGGAUUAAACUUUCUGAAGGUUCAACAAACAUGAAGAUAGCGUUAAGUGAAUAAAGUUAGCUGUGAACAGAGCAGAUGUUUUUAGACAAAUAGAAACAAUUGUUCAAAAAUCUAUAUCAACAAAUGUUUGAUAAGAUGAGGUACUAAUCAUUGUAAGAGCACGAUGACAAACAAUGUGUCUAUAGGAGUUUACAAUACAGUUCUUAACGUAACUGAACCAAACUUUAGUUUUUUACUCGAAAAUUCAACUCAAAUAUGGAACUCGACGGAAAACACGUCGUCUCAAACAUUUUCUUAUGUUCCACGAUACGAAACAAGUUAUAUGGUGAUUAUUGUCAUAAUUCUUGGAUGUAUGAUACUGUCGACGAUACUUGGAAACGUUUUUGUAAUUGCUGCUAUUAUUUUAGAACGAAGUCUGCAAGGCGUGUCAAACUAUUUAAUUCUGUCUUUAGCAGUUACCGAUUUAAUGGUAGCCGUUUUAGUCAUGCCGAUAAGUGUCGUCAACCAAGUGAGUGUGUACUGGUAUCUCGGCUCAGAACUAUGUGAUAUGUGGGUAUCUUUUGACGUUCUUUGUUGCACUGCUUCGAUAUUGCAUCUUGUUGCAAUUUCGUUGGAUCGGUACUGGGCUGUAUCAAACAUUGAUUAUAUUCGAAGGCGUUGUGCAAAACAGAUACUAAUAAUGAUUGUUAUAGUUUGGAUUGUAUCAGUCUUAAUUUCUAUCACACCUCUAUUUGGGUGGAAAAAAGAAGAGAACAACCCCGAAACUGUUGGAAAUUGCUUAAUUAGUCAAGAUUACGCAUAUACUGUACUUUCCACUGUUGGCGCUUUUUACUGUCCUAUGGUUCUUAUGUUAGUUUUAAAUUAUAAAAUAUACACAGCUGCAAGAUCGAGGAUUCGUAAAAAACAUUUUAGUAGUAGUAGUAGUAAUGCCAGACCAAUUCCAUGUCAGACUAUUACAAAUGCUGAUGUCACUACUCAUCAUAACUCAUCUGGAAGUGACGUCAGCCAAGAUGGCUUCACUGUAUAUAACGGGUCAUGUAUAAAUGGACCUGAAUUUGAGAACACUGAAACUGUUCCUACCGAUUAUCAGCUAAACGGGACUGGAAACAUAUCCGACUCUCAACUCAAAUACUUAACAGUGCCGACAAAUGUGUAUUCGUUUAACAAACCACUAAAUCCGAAAACAUCAGCAGAAAAUAAUAACUGCAGUAAAGAAAUCAAAUUUAAAGAAACUAAAGAGAAAAUGAGAAAAGCAAAACUUGAAAUGAAACGAGAACGUAAGGCAGCACGGGUUCUUGGAAUAAUUACUGGUGCGUUUAUCGCCUGCUGGCUUCCAUUUUUCAUUAUUGCUUUCACUGCUCCCUUUUGUGGUGAAUUAUGUAAUAUUCCACCAGAAGUGUUUAGUAUAUUUCUAUGGCUUGGAUAUUUUAAUAGCUUAUUGAAUCCAAUUAUUUAUACAGUAUUUAAUCCUUCUUUCCGAAAUGCUUUCAACAAGUUGUUUUUUAAACGAAAACGACGAUUAAGAUAGCUAAACACAAAUAUAAUUGAUAGAUUAUAAGUGAUAAAAAGCCUUAACUGAGAUUCAACUCCCCUUUUUUUUUACUCAAUACCAAACUUUAAGUGUUUUUUAAAGGCUUUUUUUCAAAUAUGUUACAUUCAUGUUAUAAAUAUAGUGACUAUUUUUCUAACUAAUUUGAAGAAAAAAACGUGUGAUAUUUUUACUGAGAACUGUUACGAUAUAUGUAAAAUGAAGCAUUCCAUUGUGCAGAAAAUGAUCAUUGCUUACAUAGUCCGUAUAGAAAUUCCAAAAUAAUCGAUCACUACAUUAGUCCUUCAAACAUUCAAAAUUGUAAAUCUUUUGUUCAUAAAUAAUUUUCAUUCGACGGAACUCAUGCUCUACUUAAUAUUUCUUAAGUAAUUACAAUUAAACUGCAAGAAACAUAUCUUUGAUGAAUUUGAAUAGAACUUUGGUCAAAUUUUAACUUACAACAUUACCGUUUUAAAGGCAGAAUUCAUCUAAGUUUAUCAUCACGCUUAAAGAGAUGUUACCAUGAAUAUUUUUGAUAAUUUUGGUGAAAAAAACACUUACUUUUUCACACAAUUUUAGAAUUCAUAUUAUUUAUUACUUAUUCGUUACUUUGUACCAUCGUCUACCACUUGCCUUUUGGAUACUAUAAAGAGAAUUCGAAUUUCUAUACGGACACAUUAAAAUUCAUUAAAGAUGUUGUAUAUUUAAUGGUGCAAUAUUUAUUGAAUCAAAUUGUAUUCUUUUUAAAUAAAAUCAAAAUGUAAGUAUGAAAACCGUGUUGAACACGGACACGCAAACAUUAAAAUGUACAUACAAUGAUGCACUUAAAGUGAAUAAAAUACGUAAAACGUUUC
Messenger RNA from Mytilus californianus (California mussel), 2783 nucleotides. Its product is annotated as 5-hydroxytryptamine receptor 1D-like. Gene Ontology annotation, biological process: adenylate cyclase-activating adrenergic receptor signaling pathway. Lineage: Eukaryota; Metazoa; Mollusca; Bivalvia; Mytilida; Mytilidae. Bases 565 to 1929 code for a protein of 454 amino acids. Gene Ontology annotation, cellular component: membrane. The transcript has 2 exons. Gene Ontology annotation, molecular function: G protein-coupled receptor activity. The record is from RefSeq and is a predicted model, not a curated record.